UUUGAGUGUAAGGGAGAAGCGUGUGGUCAUUUGUGCUACACCAUGAGCCUGUUUCUGCUGAUAAUCCUGAGUGUCCUGCAGACGGGGAGCUCUCAAGGCAAACAUCUGUUCGUGCAGACAGGAAGUCAAGUCACACUGGAUAUUCCUUAUGCUCCAGAAGAUGACGAGUUUUUGAGCUGGACAUUUAAUGAUGUUGUUUUAGUUAACAGUGAUAGAUAUUCCUCUAAAGCUGAGUGUAGGAAGUGUGUGUUUCAUCGACAGAACGGCUCUCUGACUCUACAGAACCUACAGAAGGAAGAUGGUGGACUUUAUACAGCCAGUGUAGACAAAAAGUCAGAAGAUCACAUUUCACUAAUUCAUUAUAAAUUCCUCGUAAAAGUCCUUGAUUCUGUGGUCAAAGAUUUAACAACAGAUUUAACAACAACAACAUAUGUUCAACAAGUUUCUGCAGAAGUACCAGGUGUAAGUAAACAGAAAGUGAUUCUUGAGAUUAACCAAGAUCUACAGCUGGAAUUCCCAGAAAGUUAUAGAGGGGGCAAUACAUUAGUCCUGUGGAAAUACAACGGUUACAACAUCAUACGGUCAUUUGGAAAUAGAACCACCAUAAAUGCAGAUUACAAAGACAGAGUCGACUUUUCUCCACUAAACCUGACUCUGAUUGUGAAAAAUGUCCAAGUCAACGACAGUGGGAUCUACUCGUCAAGGGUUUGCAGCGCUGUCAACAAAGCAAACGACCCAGUGUCUCCAGUGGAGCUGAGUGUGUCCUCUGUGUCCAGCAGCUCAGAGUCGUGUAACUUCACUGUGAGCUGCACAACUGAACUGUACAACAUCAGCCGCUCUUUCACCUGUGACACACACAACUGUGAGGAGCAAACACCACAAACAUAUGGACACGCCAACUUUGGAUACUCCUCUCUGCACCUUUACCUGUCCAACCAGUCAAUAAUAUGUAACCAUAGCAACCACAUCAGCUGGACCACGGACACCAAAGACACACUUCAAAGGUGCAUCAGAAGUGAGACGGGUCCAGAGGAGGUGCUGGGGUGGAGUGUGUGCAUGAUGAAGACUCUGGUGUAUUGUGUGGGACUGCUGCUCAUGCUGUCAGCUCUCAUCACUGUACAUGUGCUGGAACACAGGACCAAACAGGACUGA
This is a messenger RNA of Boleophthalmus pectinirostris (great blue-spotted mudskipper), 1152 nucleotides long. RefSeq lists its product as uncharacterized. The coding region runs from base 43 to 1152 and encodes 369 amino acids. Lineage: Eukaryota; Metazoa; Chordata; Actinopteri; Gobiiformes; Gobiidae. The record is from RefSeq and is a predicted model, not a curated record. The transcript has 7 exons.